AUGGAUUCCUUCUUGAAGAAUAGAAGAGUGACCAGCGCUGGGCCUGACCCAGAAAUGGGUGAUGUGCAUGCUGAGACCGCGUAUCAAACAGCCUUGAGCCAAACCGGCAGUGGUGAUCCUACAGCAGCUACUAGCGGAAGCUGGCAGGGCGAGGCGUCGCCUGGAGCAUUAGAGCAGGGCCAAGCUGCUAAGCCUGUGGCGAGUCCUUUCCAUUCGCAGAAGGUGCAAGCGGAGAUUGACCUGUUGAGGAGUCGGCCAAGCACGUUGGACCAGGACGCCCAACGGGUCAAUGUGGAGAUAGAUGAAGCUGGCUUAGGAGAUACAAAUCAGGCAGGUAGGGAGCUGGAGCCGCCUUACAGCAAAGGCGAUUUCAGUGCUACACCAGUCCGUGUGGCCCGACUGGAGCAUCGGACUGAGAUUCGCCCUGAGGCGGUGGUCUCCAGAACAGCACAGUGCGACGUGGGGCAGGGUUGGCGUGCGGAGGCCUCAGAGCCUACAGAGUAUGGGCCAGUGGAGGUGCUGGCGUCAGCAGAGAGUGCUCAACCUGCUCCUCUUCCCGACCGGUUGAGUGAGCAUGAAGGGUUGACAGGUCGACCGCUACCCGGUGAUCCUCGUGAGCUUGUGCCAGUCGCAGAGGGCUUGCCGUCGGAUAUGGAGGCAUUGUUGCGACAGGUCUUGGAGGAGAACCGGAAUCUCCGGGCACGUCUGGAGCAAGCGCAGUUGGAGACGCAAUCCAGCUGGCACAGUGGAGGUACGCGAGCUACUGGCCCUGAACCGGACCUUGUACAGCGUGUGCCAGAGUUUGUACAGCAUUCGCCUGUGUCGUUUACGCCGGGUCAUGGGGGUGCUCAAGUAGCUCCGUGGAGGAGUGCUGUGCAACCCUUUGCGAUGUUGGGUCCAGAGGUGCUCCCCAACCACCGUGAAGGGAUAGAAGUGAGAGGUAUGGGUGAAGCGUUUGGGUUAGGGUCCGGGGAAGGGGCUUCGGCAAGGGCCGACUUGGAUCGCUAUGCUGUUGCAGUCCCCAAGCCUGUUGUCCAGAGAGCUUUGCCUGCAGCAGAGGUGCAGACUGUGCCUCCCCGCAUGAUGGCUGUGAGCCAUCCCAUGCCUGAAGCUGCCAGCCAAUCUCUGCAAAGUCACUUGCCACUGAACGCAUAUCAGAGGUCUUCCUUAGCUGCAACAUCCUUCGUUGCACCGGCGACGUCCAGCGGCAGAGGGGUGGGAACUUGGGGUGUGAGUAGCGACGGCUAUCCUGUUUCGCCAGGGUCCAGUGCAUCCAUGCCGGAGAGGCCGGAGGAGCCAGCGAAGUACAUCUUUGAUCUGCCUAAGCUGCCAUCGGCUGACAUUGCCACGUCGGCAGUAACGUGCGGCAACUGGUUGGCGCAAGUUCGCCAAAUUUUUACAGGGCUAAGCCCCACUGCAGCGAGUUGGUAUGCCAGUGUGGAGUCUGCGGCGACAGCCCAAUAUCAACGUUGGCUAGUUGCGGAUCCUUUAGACAGAUUAGGUCUUGACCCUGCUGAUGUUGUAGCGCAUUUCGACGUCUUCAAAUACCAAAGGGUAGAGUCCAGAGCCGUAUCAUUGGUCCUAGCCGCAGUUCCCAGUCAUGUGAGAGAUGAAGCCGUGUCCAACUGCUGGCUGUCUACGGCAGCACUUAUCUUCAGGAUACAGUGCCUGUAUCAGCCGGGAGGAAGGGCAUUUUCGUCCGGAGUGCCCAUUGGUGUCACCCGAAAAUCGGCAGGAAGCACUGCCACUUCGGGUCAGGACGUUGCUGCUAAAGCGCAGGAAGUCCUUUUCGCUGAGGCUGCUAAGCUUUUGCAAGGGGCCAAUCUGAAGACGUUGCAUCUUUCUGAGGUUUCGGAGGAGGGAUGUCUCAAGGAGUUGGGCAUUGACAAGGGUUGGUUGAUUAGUGCCGUGGCAAGUGCAUCAGAUCAGAAAUAUGCGCUCGUUGAUUCUGGAGCGACUAACGCCUUACGGCCUGCAGAACCGGGGGAGUUGGAUUCGUCCAGGGUCAUAAGGGUUGAUCUGGCCAGUGGGGUAACGGAACUUCACAUCAACAAACAGGGCACCCUUCUUAGUGAAGGUUCCUGUCAAGUUAUCAUUCCCGCCGGCUACCUUGUUCAGCUGGGUUUCUCCAUCACCUGGAAAAAGAGGGGUUGUGUCAUCAAGAGACGAGGUCAGGCGGCCCUUGAUGUUACGGUGGUUAAAGGGUGCCCCUUAGUAUCCCGGGAACAAGGGUUGAAGCUGGUGGCGGAGUACGAGGGCUUGCAAGAACGGGGUGAGGUUCCACUGCUAAAGCCGGCGACGACCGUAGACGAACCAGUGUUUGCUAGGGAUCAGGCGCGGGCGUGGCUUGCGGCUAAGGUAAGUUCCAAUGUGUGGCAGCACUUAAUUGUGUGGGCUACGCUUGGGGUGGUGGGCGCCGUUCUCGGGGGUCCACCGUGCCGAACGAUUAGCCGUUGUCGUGCUGAACAAGAUGGGGGACCUCCUCCAGUCCGUGAUCGGGGCGAAGGUCGCUGGGGCCUGGAUGGCUUGUCCGGGGGGCAGUUGGACAUCGUGCGUGAGGAUAGUGUUCUCUGGCUUCGUUUCUUAUUUCUGUACGCCAUAGCCCAAGCGGCUGCGGAUGGGCCUCCCUGUAUCCCUGCUGCCGGUGGUGCAAUAAGCAAAACCGCCAGCUCCCCUACUUUGUGUGGGUCAUCUGAUGGUAUGGCGACGCAGGGUUCCGGGGUUGCAAUGCCUACUGAAGUAACCGAUCCUCUUGAACUUGCGCAGUGGGCUCUGCAGCAGGCGGCUGCGAACCUUGGUUUCUCCAGUGAAACGGCCAAGGGAUUUCAGGGCACGGGCCAUCAGCAAUUCCUGAGGGAUGGGCGAUUGGUUAUGUUCGGCUGGGAGCACCCUCGAGACCCUGAAGAGUAUUUAGAGCAAGCGUUGGCUCCUCCGAGGGGUUGGGCCUCGUGGUGGGCCUUCCAGGAGUGGUCUGAUUUCUCCAGUGUGUAUUCGACGUAUCUGGCCCGAUUUGAUCAGGGUAAGUUUGGGCAUGUACGGCCGAAGCCAACGUCGUUUGCUACCAACUCUUGGUUCCUGUAUGAGGCCUUGGAUCAGCAAUUUCUUACUGAGAGUGAAAGGCAGCGGUUUGGAAAGGGUCCUAGUGCUGGCAAGUCUCGGCUUCAGGAGGCUCCUACUUGGGCUCGUUGGGCUCCAGGGUUGUCGGCUGCCGUCCAGGCCGCGUGGUGCUCUUGGAAAAGGGAACAGGGAGAACAGGGGGUGGUGGAAGAGCGAAAAUUGUGGCUGGCCAAGUUGACUGAGGAUGAAAUGUUUCAGCGUCAUGUUGGUAAUGACCAUGUCCCUUUUCGGAAGGGUUGCCCGGUUUGUAUUGCAGCUCAAGGACGGCAGCGGAGUCAUUGGCGAGCUGCGGUUACGGGUCUGUAUUCGGCAUCAUUCGACUUGGCAGGGCCGUUUGUUGACGGACACAGCUUUGAUCCGGUUGCUUCGGGAAGAGACAAGGGUCGCGGGUACAGGUUUUUCUUGGCUUGUGCUUUCACCGUACCGGUCUCCGGUGUACCGGGUGUUGAGGAGCGUUCGGAGAUUCGCCUUGAGGGAGAUGAGGUUUCGGAUGAGCCGCCUAUGUUGGUAGAGGCUUCGGGUGAAGCGGGUGAUUUCGGUGCCGGUGUAAGCAAGGUAACUCAUCGCGUCGUGGGUAAGCGCCCGGAGUCACCGGACGAUCCUUCGGGCCCUGAUGACGGUGUUCGUUGUCCUGAUGCGUUUCCUCUUGAGGAUCCCCCGUUACCGCCACCGUCGGAACCUCCGGCCCCUGUCAAGACCCGGACCUUGUUCCUUGGGGUUCCUUUGCGGUCUAAGCGCUCUAAAGAGGUUUUUCCGGCCGUUCAGGCGGUUAUUAAUCGCUUGGAGUCGUACGGUUUUCCGGUACAUCGGUAUCAUGCUGACCGUGCCCAGGAGCUCCGGGCUCGGCCUUUGGUUGAGUGGUGCAGGGCGCGCGGUAUUCACGCCACUUGGACUCCUGGUGAGGCUCCUGCGGGCAACAAAGCCGAGCUGGCGGUGCAACAGCUUAAGGGAUUGGCUCGUAAGCUGCUUGCGGUGGCGGAGUUGGGCCCGAGUUUUUGGCCCUUGGCUGUGUUGCAUGCGAGUCGCCGAAACUGGGUGCAUCUUUGCAGUGAUUUGGGUAUACCUCAGCCCACUCUUCUCCCAUUCGGCGUGCGUUUGCAGGCGCGUCAGCGUCACCGGUCUGGGUUUGCGUCUCACUGGAGGUCUCGCACGGUUCCUGGAUUGUAUUUGGGCCAGGCCCCGGACACGCCGGGCGGGCACCUUGUUCUUGUGGACUGUGAUGGGGAAGAGAAAAAGGUGUUGUUGACUAAUACGGUGUAUCCCCUCGGCCCCAAGACCCCCGAGCUCAAGAAACCUAAGUAUCACCUUCGAGGUAAGAGUGCACCGGAUUUCGUGCUCAGGACGGUGCGUGUGUCUGCGACCUGCAUUGUGGUGCCUGAUGUGCAGGGUUCCUUGGCCAGGUUGUCACCUGGGGGGGAGUGGGGUAAAGGUGAGCUUGAGUCGGAUUCGGAAUCGGUGCAAAAUGAGUUUGAGUCCGACUUUGCUUUGGCGCACGGGGAUGAAAAGCUUGCUAAGAAAAACUGUUUUGAUGAAUCUGGCAGAUUUCGCCUCGAUGCAGAUGGGGAGCCGAGGGAGUUGCUAGAUGAAUGGGACGCGAGCCUAGGUGGUCUAGGCUGCUUGCAUUUGUGUAGGGACUCGGAGGCAUUCUUAAAAUCCUGCCUAGAGGCUGAAAAUUAUGAGUUUGACAUCUGUUUGGAGGUGCUGCGACGAUGUGUGAAGAGGUUCCCCUCGCCUAAACGGUCUAUCCUCGAAGGGGACAGAACCUACGCGGUCCUAGGACUGUAUUGUCAAGGGGGUCUGAGGGGUAUCACUCGCUACGCUAAAGGAAACGAGGACCUCACACGUUACAUCAAUCGUUUUGUCGCGCAUCAUUACCCGGAAGGUCAAUGGACUACGCUUUACCUAUCACGAAACACUGUAGCUCCUAUGCAUCGUGAUGCCCGGAAUGGUAACGGAGGGCUCGCCUGGAUAGUAGGCCUGGGGCAGUUUCAAGGAGGAGGCUUGUGGAUCGAAAAAUGUCAAGGGCCAACGUUAAGAAAGCUGCCGGAUGGCAGGGUAAAGCCCGGAACAGUGCUUAACAUCCAUGAUGAACCUCAGCUUUUUGAUAGUACAGGGUGGCAUGAAGCAGAGGCCUGGGUUGGUGAAGAUCGCUGGGUGAUUGUGGCAUAUGCUCCACGGGAUUUUCAGGCCGUUGUCCCUUUGUACCAGGAUGCUUUAAAGGGUCUGGGGUUUCCAGUGCAGACUCUCCUGAACGAUUCGACGAGAAGGGAUGGGGAGUACGGUGUAAGUUGGAUGUCGAAGCUCAAGGAUAUUGAGUAUGAUGGAGGAGCUUCAAAGCAUUGGGGUGACUCUAGUUUGGAGGGUUGUGGGCUUGAUCUUUGGGAAGUUGAUUUUCCGUGCGAGUUGUUGGACGAGGAGUCCUAUGAAGCCGGAGUGGCUAUGCAUCAAGCUGCUGUGCACUUUAAGACCCGAACAGCUCAAGAGCUCACCGACGCUGUAAGGAACGGGUAUGGACGUGAAGUUGUCGAAAUGCUUCGGGUUGCCCGGUUAGAGUGUGAAUGGUACGAAAGUCUCUUGGCGCGGGAGCAGCCGGCUGUAGAGCUUCAAGGCAGCAUUAGGGCCAUUUGUACGGAUGUGCCUCUUGGAACCCAUGAUCCAGAGCCUGAUGAGAUUUUUCUUCAAACUCGUACGAUUAGCUUGGAGCAAGCUAGGCAAGAGUUGCCGCUCUGGAGGCCAGCAGCCCUAGAGGAAGUACAAAGCCUAGAAACAGUCACUCAAGCGGUCGAGCGUGUCAGUACUCAGGAGGUGAACAAGUGGGUGUCGCAGGGGUAUAAGGUGCUGCAAAUCCCGGGAAAGGCUGUCCUGACAAGAAAGGCUGGCGUAGGUCGCCGGAGAUUCAGAGCAGUUUGCUGCGGUAACUACCUGCAACAGGACCUUUCCGCCGAUAGUCUUUACGCGGCAGGUGUAGACGCAGCUACGGUAAGGACUGUGAUCGCGUUUGUCUCCCUCCAGUGCCACUGGGUGGGGGUAGUUGCGGAUAUAAAAACCGCCUUCUUGCACGCCCCGCUGCAGCAGGUCAGUCAGCAAGAAAUUUGGAUUGUGAAACCACCGCACCUCCUGGUUGACCUAAAAAUUCUGGAGCCCACCGACAGGUGGCGUAUCCUUAAGGCGCUGUACGGUCUCAAGACCAGUCCGCGGGAUUGGGCAAUGUACCGCGACGCUACAAUCAAGGAUCUUACGGUCAACCUGGGCGAGAAGGUGUAUCGGUUCUUUCAGGCGCAAUCAGACGAAGCCUUAUGGCUAAUUCGAGUUCCGGGUCUGGAAAUCGAGGCGGUGAUGGUAAUUUACGUUGAUGACUUUAUUGUUUUUGGUGUGCUAGCCUUGUGUCGUGCAGUCAUCGAGGUGAUACAGCAUACUUGGAAGCUGUCAGACCCGGAGUGGCUAGAGGUAGGGAAGACGGUGAAGUUCUGCGGUCUGGAAGUGGUACGUACGGCGUCCGGGUUCCGAGUAACGCAAGAGUCAUAUCUGACAGAGCUAUUAGCCAAGUACAGUGUCGAUGACGUGGCGCCUGUACCGAUGGUGAAGAGUUUGGGCUGGCUGACGUCCGCGCAGCACAAGCUCUUACAGGGGCUCUACUAUGGAUGUCCACGCGGAGCCGAUAUGUGGGCGCCGCAUGGGCAGUUGGCGCGGCCACGGACAAACACGGUGCUUGAACUGUACAGUGAUACGAUUAGCUUGAUGUUACUCGGCGACAAUACGGCAUCGGUUCGAGCUUUCGAGGCAGAGGAUUUUCCAACUUCUUGCGUUGGCCAAUGUGAGGGUAUCAUCGCCGGAACCUCCGGAAUCAUCGACCCUCAGGGCUUUGAGACGCCUAGCCUGGGAGCAGGGAAGUUCUGUAGGAAUUUCCCCGGAGUCUUGGGACAAGCUGUUGCUCCUCCGGACACCCGCCGUGGCCAUGAGACGUUGACCGGUGAUGACACCGGGGGCCUGCCUACAGUGCAGAUUGGGGGGAGCACGGGUAGUGGAAAUGCUCAUGAUGCCCGUGAACUUCUUGGUGCUGUAGAGACUCGAGAUCCUGAAGCAGUGAGUCGCAUCGUGCACGGCCUGAGGUCGCAGCUGGUGGUGUGGAGAGUACGUGAUGAGCAGACGCACUUCUUACGCCGAUUGCUGGCUAUAUUUGGGGAAUGUUUUGUAGGUCUUUUAGGGGAUAGGUGUCUUGAAAUACGGGAGCUGCGUGAGGUGGCUCGUACUUAUCGGUAUGGCAUAGACAAUGCUGUAGACCGGUAUCGGCACCAGUCAUCCCUAGAGGGAUACCAAUCGAGGGGCUUGCAAGUGCACGAUGUGGCAGGCGCACACAUGCAGGCCAAUCGGAAUUUAACCCCGGAAGAAGAUAGCAGUGACGGCGAUGUUUCAGAGAUAGCUGCGGUGCCUCAUGGACUUCAGCUGCCAGAUGAGCCUUUGGCACAGGCGGUUCAGCUGUAUUUUGCCGGAGGUGAGAACUUGUUCGGGAGAGAAUCGGGAUCUGGCGAUGAAGCUUCAGCAGCAGACCCUAUUGCAACUCCCACCUCUGCUUCGCGGCAGGAUGAUUUGGAGUCCGAUGGCGGGGUAGAGCCGACAGGGGCCAAUGUGUUGGCAUUGGGGGUAGGGGCAACCUAUAGUGCUGAAGAGGAGUCUUUGCUCGUGGGCUACAUUGAUGAUGUACUUCGCGUCCCCCUUCCGGGUUGGUCGCAGGAAGCCGUACAGACAGUCGUAGAUGGUCUGGCGGGUGGGGAUUGGCGGGAGUUUCAUGACGCCUUGCGCUCCCACGGAGUGCCGAGUGAUUUUACGUCUGCAGAGGAGUUCACGUACACAUGCACAGAAGGGAGUGAAAGUGAUUUUACUUCUGCAGAGGAGUCCAUGUACACAUGCACAGAAGGGAGUGAGAGUGAUUUAAAUUGGGGACCCCCAAAUAUUGAUGUCCAAGAAGGUGUUGUUGUGGGUUUGUUGACUGGCUUCUUAGGAGGGUUGAUUGUUGGAGGAUUGUUUGCCGGGGCUGUAGUGCUAGUAUGGAUUUCGCAACACAGGGCGGUCGGGGUUGGACAAUGUGCUGGAACAAACGCUUCGACGAGUGAGCACGCCUAUGCUUUCUUUUGUUGUCCUAUGCUGGCUUGGGGCUUGGCGGCUCUUUACCGCGCAUGGGUAUGCUUCAACUCCAUUGUAUGGGGAGGUUCCCUGUCGAUCACCGACCUCUGCCGAUUUGUACUUUCAGAGCGGCCCUGUACCUUUCAGUUGCACCUUCCAAGAGCUUCGCGUUCCGCCUCAGAUGCCAGUACAUCGUGGCCCAUCAUGUUCCUGAUCGCCUUGAUCCUGAUCUUUGGUCUCGCAAAUCCUGCUGAGGCACACUCGGUGCAGUCAGGCGAUGACCGUUCGCUUGUUCUCUUCCGUGAGGACCAGCGUCAAGUUGCCUCAUGCCCAAGAGCCUUCAACUCGGACUCGGAAAGUACGGGAUUGUACAGCUUAGGUUUGGGGCUCUGUGUGUGUGUCAUCGGGGUUUGGGAGAUCCUGAAGUGGGCCUUCUGCCGAAUCUUGCCUAAGAAGGGCAAAUUCAGAACAGCUGCGAGUCAGACCGAAGACCAAGCCUUCGUGCCUAUGCCGCUACCAACGGGCAUCCCAGGCUUCGGAGCCCCAGCGGACGCCAGCGGCACCGGUGGAAAGCUUCCUCCCCAGGCCUUUGGCGGAUCUGGCGGCGGCGGCUCUGGUGCCAAGCUCCUGGGCCGGGCGGAGCAAAGUCUCCGUGAGGCCGCAGCGUUCCUCAAGAUCUACCCGGAAUCCACAUGCUUCAUCGAGACGCCCUCCGGCGCACACGACAAGCACAACCUGCGCGGAAAGGUGGUGCAAUCCGCGCUUCAAAGUGCAGGCGCGAGGAACCCCUUCCAGCUCCGCUGCUCUGGCACCUACCAUCCAAGGGGCUCCAUCCCUCUGCUGCGUCUAAAGCUGGCGCUGCUGAAGGCUGGCACUGCGAGCGGAGCCCCUGCACCGUCGACAAGCGGCGUUCCAAUAAGGGACAUCGCGCCGGCGCAAGUGCCAGCGGCAAGAGCUGGGAAAACGAG
This is a messenger RNA of Symbiodinium natans, 9206 nucleotides long. Lineage: Eukaryota; Dinophyceae; Suessiales; Symbiodiniaceae. The record is from the annotation of a GenBank genome assembly.